CACUGAUUCCCUUUCAACUCUUUAGUCUUUGCCUUCAUAGGUACCAAUCGUUCUUUUGUGAGUUCGUCGUCAAAAUAAAGAGGGCAAAAAUUUUAUAUUUCAUAGAAAUUUAAGUCCAAACUAAGCAAAUACAAAAUGGCAGAAGCAGAUGUGGUGGAUUUGGAUUUAACUAUUGAUGAUUUAGUGCCAAAAAGCCCUGAAAGCCUGGCUGAGGAGAAAAAAGAAAGUGGGAAUAAUCUAUACAAAUUUAAAAAUUAUAAAGGUGCCCUGACUUUGUACGAUGAAGCCAUUAAACUUUGUCCUGAGAAUGCAGCAUACUAUGGAAACAGAUCUGCAUGUUACAUGAUGCUUGGAAUGUACAAGAAAGCAUUAGAAGAUGCACAGAAAUCUGUUUCAUUAGACUCCACAUACACAAAAGGAUACAUUCGUAUAGCAAAAUGCUGUUUAGCAUUAGGUGACCUAUGUGGAGGCGAGCAGGCGGUACGUCGCGCGUGCGAGCUGGGCGGCCCCGAGUGUGCCAGCAGUGAGAAGCGUGCGCUGGAGUCGCUGCGCCGUCUGCACGAGGACGCGCAGCGCGCCAUGGAGGCUGGCGACUGCCGCCGCGUCGUGUUCUGCAUGGACCGCUGCUUGGAUUAUAGCCCCUGUUGCCCUAAGGCGAAGGUUACAAAAGCCGAAUAUUUAGCGAUGCUUGGGCGCUGCCAGGAAGCCCAAGAGAUUGCAAAUGAUAUAUUACGAUUUGACAGUUUUGAUACUGAAGCUAUUUAUGUUCGAGGGCUUUGCUUAUAUUUCGAGGAUAAAGACGAACAAGCAUUCAAGCAUUUCCAGCAAGUUUUACGUUUAAAUCCUGAUCAUAAGAAGGCUAUGGAAACAUAUAAAAGAGCAAAACUGCUGAAACAAAAGAAAGAAGAAGGAAAUGAAGCUUUCAAUAUGGGACGAUGGCAGCAAGCUUUAAAUCUCUACAACGAAGCAUUGGCCAUUGAUAAGAAUAACAAAACCGUAAAUGCAAAACUCUAUUUUAAUAAAGCUACUGUGUGCUCAAAAUUAAGUCAAACUAAAGAGGCUGCAGAGGCCUGCACAGCUGCUUUAGAACUUGAUGAAAACUACGUCAAGGCCCUUCUCAGGCGAGCCAAAUGCUACACAGAACUUGGUGAAUUCGAGGAUGCCGUCAAAGAUUACGAAAGAUUAUACAAAAUUGAUAAAAGCAAAGAAAAUAAACAAUUACUCCAUGAGGCUAAAUUAGCUCAUAAGAAAUCCAAACGCAAAGACUAUUAUAAGAUUCUUGGUGUCGAUAAAACUGCGUCUGACGAUGACAUCAAGAAGGCUUACAGGAAGCGCGCGCUGGUGCACCACCCGGACCGGCACGCGGGCGCCUCCGACAACGAGCGGCGCGAGCAGGAGCGCCGCUUCAAGGAGGUGGGCGAGGCCUACGGCGUGCUCAGCGACCCCAAGAAGCGCGCCAGGUACGACCACGGACACGAUCUCGAUGACGACGGCUCCGGCAUGGCAGAUAUCGACCCUAAUGUUGUUUUCCAAACAUUUUUCAACCGCGGUGGACAGCAUUUUAAUUUCCACUCUGGGGGAGGUGGUUUCCCUGGCACCGCUUUUAGUUUUAAUUUUAGUUAAAACUUUGAAUAUUUCUUAAAAAAAUCGAAAACAUUCGCUGUAACGUAUUAUGCAAAAUUAACGUACACAGUCGUGUAAAAUUAGUAUAAACAAUCCGUAGAAAAUAUUCGUCAUUCCAUGACCGCAGUCAUUUAUUGCGAAAAAAGAAAACAAAAAAUUUUCAUUUUGUUUUUGUAUGGUAAUAUUACACAAGGACUCAGGAUUACUAAAUGGAUGUUUAUUUAAUGAAAAUAAACUCACAAAAUAUGGAUGUAACAAUAAAGCUUUAUAAAAACUAACUUAGUAGUAAUUAUACCUAAUGUUGACUGAUUUGAUUUAAGUAACCUUUUUUUUGUUAUUACCUUCUUUAGAGGAUGGUAAUUUACCAAACGUACCAUUACCCUUGCCUAAGAGAAUAUUCUACAGACUUUUCAAUCAUAAAUUUACAAAUUGUUAUAUAAGUACAAAAUUAAGGUAACGUCACAUCUUAUUGUUAGCUACAGACUUGCUGGCGAUACUGGCCCCUCAUGGUGGAAAUCCAUAUUGAACGCGACCAUUUUGAAUACAAUUCGAAACUGAAUAUGAGGACUUUUGGCAAAUGACAUGUAAUUAGUAUUAAGUUUGUGUGCAUUGAAAAUGUUUUGAUUCCAAUAUAUUCCGAAAUCGACUUAGUAGAUAGGUAGACAAUAUUUGAUCUCUAAUUUUUUUUGAAAUGGUUACCCAAACAGUCUUUAUAUGUCUUUACCAAUAUCUAAUAACUUUAACAUAUUUUACAUAACAGCAUUAAAAUUGUAUUAAGUUUUACCCUACCCAAAAAAGUUUUGUAACUAAUUAUUGUAAAAUGUAAUGAAAAUCAAAACCAAAAUUAAAACGUAGAAGCCAACCAAAUGGACACAGUAGAUUAACGUUCAAUACAAUUAAUAUUAAUAUGGCAUAAUAUAAAUCCCUAAUAAUCA
Manduca sexta (tobacco hornworm) is the source of this 2558-nucleotide messenger RNA. It is a transcript of the gene Tpr2, whose product is annotated as dnaJ homolog subfamily C member 7. Gene Ontology annotation, molecular function: protein binding. The record is from RefSeq and is a predicted model, not a curated record. Bases 136 to 1623 code for a protein of 495 amino acids. The transcript is spliced from 8 exons. Lineage: Eukaryota; Metazoa; Arthropoda; Insecta; Lepidoptera; Sphingidae.